Messenger RNA from Cricetulus griseus (Chinese hamster), 3028 nucleotides. The record is from RefSeq and is a predicted model, not a curated record. NCBI's taxonomy places the organism in Eukaryota, Metazoa, Chordata, Mammalia, Rodentia, Cricetidae.
UCUCCGGGCUCCCUCCUCCCGCCCCUGCUCCUGCCUCCAGGGGGCGCCGCGGAAUGAGGAGCGGAGCCGAGCGGCGGCGCUGAGCCCACGCACCCUUUCGCGUGCUCCCCAGCCCUGGCUUGGAGGGAGUGCAGCAAACUGAGACAGGGAGAUCCGUGUGCCAUCACACAGGAAAACUGCCAACACGACAGGAAGAGCACUCCCUCCCGUCCGGCCCUGGGAGCGGAACUCACCUUCAGUCCCGGAAGAUCGCCCCGCUGAGAAACAAGCCGGCCACUCCCGGACGCCUCCCGUUCCCUCCCAGGAGUCAGCCAAUGGAGAGCCAGGCCAGAUCUACUCCCUAGGAAUUCAUCAGGCCCUGGUUAAGUUCUGGAUGUCAUCGGAAGCUGAGGCCAUCCUGGACACUCUUGGAUCUGUGGUACCAAGUGAGAGGACAGAGAGGGCUCAGGGAAGCUGUGCCAGAAGGUCUCGUUGUCCCUUGUGAUCACGUAUUUGAGAUCCAGAAGUCUCCCAUGGCUCCUUAUCACAUCCGCCUGUACCAGGACAGCGACCACAAAAGGGUCCUGGAUUUGUUCUCCAGGGGCAUGGAGGAGAAUGUCCCUGCUGCCUUCCGCCAUAUGCUGACAGUGCCCCAGACUCUCCUGUCCUUAUUUGGGGUGCUUGGGACCAUAGUCCUCGUGGGUGGCUCCUGGCUCCUGGCCACAGCGUGCAGCUGCCUUAUAAUCCUGUGCCUGUGGCUCCUUGUCUGGUUUUCUUGGAGAAAGUAUGUGGCUACAAGUUUGCAAACAGACCUGGCUGACAUCACAAAGUCUUAUCUGAAUGCACAUGGCUCCUUCUGGGUGGCUGAGUCUGGGGGACAGGUGGUGGGCAUAGUGGGGGGUCUGCCAGUCAAGGAUCCCCCAUUAGGGAGGAAGCAGCUGCAGCUCUUUCGCCUGUCUGUGUCCUCCCAGCAUCGAGGACAGGGAAUAGCGAAAGCACUGGUCAGAACUGUCCUCCAGUUUGCACGGGACCAGGGCUACAGCGAUGUUGUCCUUGAGACUAGCAUUGUGCAGUACAGCGCUUUGGCUCUCUACCAGGCCAUGGGCUUCCAGAAGACAGAUGAGUACUUCAUCAGCACAAUCACGAGGUUGAUGGCUCUUUCUAUCUUUCGUUUCACUUACUCUCUCCCUUUUGCUUGGGAACCGGGGAUGUGAUCUUUUUCUUUGUCUGUGAGACUUGAGUUCACUGCUGUAGGAACAAGCAAACCCUGCUCUUUUACAAAUACCAGUCACAGGGGCUCAUGCUUCAUUUCUUUCAGAUCCAGUCUUGCUGGUGGAGAGUGGUGGGUUGUAAGUGUCCCCUUUCAUCUUUUUAGUGCUGAAAUAGUAUAGCACAGAAGCCACCCUGAGUCGGCACUGCACACAUUGCAUGCCUGACUCUGUAACUUUCAGUUGGGUAGUUCACCCACAUAGAAGCCCUUUGCUAUAACAUUGAAUAGUUCUAAAGUCACGUGUAUUAGUGCCUGGGACCACAGACUUCACUCCUGUUUCUUCCAUGCUAGAUUUCUUGCACGUGAAUGUCCAGGUUACAGUCCACCCUAUUUGUAGAUUCCCUCUCCUCUGAAGACUCAACCAUUCACGCACCCUCUCCUCUAUCCAUAUAAGCCAUGUCUCUGUCCAUGUCUCACCUCCUUUGCCUUGUGAGCUAUGGAUCCAGUUUCAUACUCAACUGUGGGUCCCUCAGAAUAGUGGUGUAAGGCAGGGAGGAGGUCCUGAUCUUCAGCCACAUCCCCUCUUAGGUCAGGCCUUCCUGGAGAGGUUCCAGGGUGUAUAAGCAGACGGACAGAAUAUGGUGGGAGCCGCUGAUGGUCCCCGUGAUUUUAAAGUUUCGUCUAAAAGCAGUGCACUGUGUCACUGUGUCCUCUAGAUUGAGACAUAUCCUAGAGAGAGAGGAGGCUACCAUGACUCUGGAAGCUCUUAAAACCUAAUAAUGCCAUGAGGCUCUCUUUAGGGGUUUACAAGCAGUAAAAGGUUGUUGGGGUGAUGAGGGACUUCCAAUGAUGCCAUUUGUAGAAAUCAUUUCCUGUGAUGAUGUGGGCACCUGUAAGAAACCCCAGUCAACUCCCUGAUUCACCUUGGUAGUUGUGGUGGUUUGAACGGUUGCUAGGGAGUGGAACUAUUUGAAAAGAUUAGGAAGUGUGUCUUUGUUGGAGAAAGUGUGUUAGUGGGGGUGCACUUUGAGGUUUCAAAGUCUCAUACAAGCUGAGAGUCUCUGUCUCUGCCUAAGGACCAGGAUGUAGCACCCAGCUACUGCCCCAGCGCCAGGCAUGUUGCCAUGAUUCCUGACAUGAUGAUAAUGGACUAAGUCUCUGAAACUGUAAACCAGACCCAAUUAAAUGCUUUCUAAGUUGCCUUGACUAAAACAGUAGCGUUGGGUGGGAUUUCAUUUCUUUAUCUUUUUUGGUCUGUUAUUGAUGUUGUGGUCUGUGAAGAAACAUAUAUCCCCAGGAAAAGUCUAGUGUAAGACACUUGGCACUAAUAGGAACUAAGCAAAGGGGAUUCUGAACGGAACAGCAGCAUCACCCUGCAGUGAGUGAUAGGGCAUGCAACCCAGGCCAAUCCAGCGGGAUGUUGUCUGGCCUCCCCGUACCCACCAUCGUCCACAGGCGAAAUGACUGAGGUCAUGCCAUCUUGUCCCAACUUUAUUUUAUGUCUGCUUGGUCACUUCUCAGCUUCCCACCCUGCACCGGCCACCUUUGCCUCGGCAGUGCUUUAAGGAGUGUCCGUGACCUUGACCCUGGGCCUGGAAAAGGAAGCAGCUGUGACUACACUGCUCCAGGUCCCUCCCAGUACCCAGCCCCUCCUCAGUACUCAUGUAAUAUGGUUUCAUCUCUAACUGUAGGAAGCCGGUUCCUGCAUUAUCCAUUACUAUAAUAGGUGCCGGAAGACACCAAGUUGUAAAUUACUUCACAGGCGCUGGGUAAUCUCCAUUCCUUUGAUCUCUGCCUAUCCCGUGGCUCAUUUUUGCCUGAGGAGCUGAAGCCAUUCAU